AUGUCCCUGCAGGGCGAAGAUGGGUUCCUCAUCACCACGCCCGGCGCUUGCCUGACGGAUGAGCAAAUCGACGACAUAUGCCUGAAGUCGAAAGAGGUGUGGGAGAAGCAGGCCGCGGCUCGAUCGCAGCAGAACCCGGACAAGCCGCUGAAGCGACCACUGCAUCAGCCCGUGCUGAUCUCGCAAGGGGACUGGAGAGGGAUCGCAACGGCGGGGUAA
Messenger RNA from Anthostomella pinea, 219 nucleotides. The record is from the annotation of a GenBank genome assembly. NCBI's taxonomy places the organism in Eukaryota, Fungi, Ascomycota, Sordariomycetes, Xylariales, Xylariaceae.